This is a messenger RNA of Physella acuta, 10772 nucleotides long. Its product is annotated as RANBP2-like and GRIP domain-containing protein 5/6. Lineage: Eukaryota; Metazoa; Mollusca; Gastropoda; Physidae. Gene Ontology annotation, biological process: nucleocytoplasmic transport. Gene Ontology annotation, molecular function: protein binding; GTPase activator activity. Gene Ontology annotation, cellular component: cytoplasm; nuclear pore. The record is from RefSeq and is a predicted model, not a curated record.
CCGGAAGUCGACCUUUCAAAAAUGGCGGUGAUGUUCUAGGAUAAGGCACCGUUUUCACAAUAGUCAUUCUAAUUAUUAUCACAUCUUAAUUGUUUUAAUUAAAUCAUAUUAAAAUGUUCAAACGAAAGCAAGACGUGGAUAAGCAUGUUGCUUCGGUGCUGGCUAGAAAAAGAGACGAAAAAGAGAGAAAUGCUGCAGGUUUUCAGGUGGCAAGGCUGUACUCAGAAAUAAAAGAAUAUGACAUAGCAAAAAAAUACCUAGCUGGGUUUCUUAAAGUGCGAGAAACUGCUCCACAAGCUCACCAGCUAAUGGGAGAGAUAAAUGAGGCCCUUGGUCUUAAAGAGUUGGCUAUUGACGACUACAAAAGAGCUUUAGAUCUUGGUGGCUUUGGAAGUGCAAAUCGACAACUGGUGAAAAAGAUCUGUGAGUUGUAUUGUGAUAUUGGAAAUGAUGAACAAAGAAUGAAGUAUUGGUUGGACAAGUGUGAAGGUCUGUUCCCAAAGAGUGAAAUUGUUUACAAGCUGAAGGCAAAAAUAGCUGAAGCUAAUGGACAUAGUGAGGAUAACAGUAAAGAAAUGGAGAAUCUUGUUAUCUCUGAACUGAAUGAGCGGCCAGCUGAUGUGACACUCAGAAUAAAACUUCUGAACAUUUACUUGGAUUCAGGAAGGUUUGAAGAAGCAUAUGAGGCAGCAGUCGGCACAGAUCUUACCACAGCUUUUGUUGAUAGACUUCAGUGGUUUGAAACCCUGGAUUCUGUGUUUCAAGAAUUUGGGAAGAAAAAUAAAGAUACAGAAACAGAUACAACCUACAAUUUACAUCUGUUACAUAUUUUAAGAAAUGUGACAUACUUAAGUCUAGGAGCAAAGGAAAUAGCUGAAUGUUCAAUUGCACUCUACAGAUUUGACAAGCAGCUGAAACGUGCCCUAUCUAUCCCCAACCAAGACGAGCUAUGGACAGCUAUGUUGAGGGAGAUGAAGGGGCAGAUGUUUUUCUUGGCAGGCUUAUUACUGCUGAAGAGAGCUCAAUCUGGUGCAGUACAGUGGCAGGAAGUGAAUCAGCUAGCAGGAGCUUGUUUCCUCGCCAGCCGUAGUAUGGACCCUCUGGAUGCCCAGUCUCCCUGGUUUGUGACGGCACCACAUGACCGUAGCAAGUUUAACAGCUGGUGGCACCUGCAGAGCUACGACAGACUUUCACAAGUUGGUCACAUGCUUCUGCAACUGUCCCAAAAUGACCUGGUUGACUGGAGCAGAAGUGUUAAGCAACAAACCAUGACAACAGUAGGCCAUCAGAGAGUGUUCAAAACCCUCUAUGCCCCUCGAGACUUGAAAGUACAUGGGGAAGCGUCUUUUUUUUAUGAAGCCAAAGAGAUGGUGGAUGGCUCUGAUCCCAAAGAGCCCCUAACAAUGCGACAUAUGCUUGAUAUUGACAGGGUGGCUUUCCAAGUUCACCUAGGAGAUUUAUCUCAUUUAGUUUGGAUUUGUCUCCAGCGUUAUUCACCCGAUAUGCCUGCACAGCCCAACUAUCACUUCAGCAUCAUGGAAAACAUUCAGUUCAGUGUAAAAAAUCUGGAGAGUGCUGGAGGAGAAUCUCUAUGCCAGCUUGAUCUCCUGGUAUUUCUGUUAGCAACAGUCCGGUGCUCAGCCAGCUCUAUAACAGAAAAUAUAUUUUCAUAUGAGGACCGUUCAGGGCGGCCCACGCUGCUGCCUGUGUGCCUAGGCAAACCUCUCUGUACUCCAGAGCAAGAAGAGUGGUGGAAAGCUGCUUAUAAAUUCUGCAGCAAUACAGUCAAAGAUGACUUCUCCCGCCUGAGAAGAAUUUUGAUUCGGGGUAUUGAAACAGUGAGAUUGAUUGGCCAGCAUGGAAUGUCUGUGUCCCUAACAACCCACAUUGCAAGAUCUCUUGAUGCAAAGAUAAAAAGCUUGAAAGAAUCUGAAUUUGGCUGCCGUUGUCCUGUGUCUGAGCUGACAGCUCUAGAAAACAGAGCAGCAUUUUACUGGGAGAGAUCACUUCAGGCUUUGGAGAGAAUUAAGAGGAACCAGCACAUUCCAGCACCAAAAAACCGAAUGUUUAGAGAAGUUUCAGACCUUGACCUCCCUCCUCGACUGAUUGACAAGUACUCUGCGGAGGUCAAGUUUGCCCUGUCACUAAUUGCCAUGAAGAGAGGAGAUUUUGAAGCUGCCCUUGAAGGAUUUGAGUCUCAUCGCUCACCAUGGGCCAAAUAUCACUCAUCACAGAUUUACAAGCUUCUAGCUGAAAAAGAGGCAGACAAAGAUGAUUACAUGGAUGGUGAAAGUAGCAGUAAAAAACAAGCGCUGCUACAGAAAUCGAGAGACUGUUUACAUGAAGUAAUGGACCAUCUUAGUGGAGACACAGCACAUGAACUGAAUUACCUUGUUACCAGAGACUUGGAUGAAAUUGAAAUGCAAAUACAUGGUUUUCAGUUUGAAGAAAAAGAUUCCAGUACCAGUAGCUCCUUCCACACCCCAUCCAAAUUCCCAAAUGAUGUGAGAGCCAGUAGUAGCAUAAAUGGUGGCAUUGCUCACAGCACUCCAAGGUUUCCAACAGUACAAACAUCUCGUUCUGACAUUGGAAUUCACACUUCACAGAGCACUACUGAUACUAAAAAAGAAAACAUUCGGGAUAACAACAUGUCAUCAACAUCCGAGAACUAUGACCGACCACGCCCUUCCCCAGAGCGUCUAGAUUCUCAGAUCAAAUCCUUGAGCUACAGCCAGACAUCCUUGUUCAAGAUGGUGUUGGACAGGAAUGAGGAGCUCAUAAUGAUCAAUGGGAAGAUGAUGGAGGAACUCCGAGACAACAACAACCAGCUGAAGUCUGUUCUGGUGGAGAAUAAAACACUAAUGGAUGAGCUGAAGAAUUUCCUGGCAGAAAACAGGGACAUGAUGAAACACAUAAAGAAUGAACUCAGUGUUCUUAAAGCCAGUCAUGUAGCAUCUCCUGCUGCCACCAUCCCACCAGCUCCUCCCCUCUUUAUGCCACCUAUGCCAGCCUCAGGUCCACCAAGAGGGCCAUACACUGGGUACCCACCCCCUGCCUACAGUGGCUACAUGAUCAACUCCCCAGUCCCCCCUCAGCCACCCCUGGGUCCAGGCCCACAGUACCGCCCCACUGGUCUUCCUGGAUCAAGGUCAUCUAAUGUUGGAAAGUAUCGACCACAGUCAGAAGAAGAUGAGGAGGAGGAAGAUGAUAUUAGUAACAUAGAGAGGGAAUACUUUGAGCAUGAGCAGUCUUACACCCAGUUCUAUACUCCUGAAGCACAGAUGCUGCAGGAAUGGUCUGUGAGUAGUAGAUCAGGAAUAGAUAACCAGCCACCUAUGUCUUUGCCACCCAUGCAGCCGAGGAUGAAUAUGCCAGCACCUGGUUAUUUUGCCUCUGCCCUGAGAGGACAAUCUUUACAGUAUGCUCAAAAUGCACAAACACCUGGACAGGUAAAACCCACCCCAGGACCAGGAUUCUUUUCAACUCCACUGCCAUCAGUAGUUCCUGCCCCUGCUCCAGUGAUUGCUGCACCUGUCACUCCCAUAGCUGUGUCAAAUGUUAAAGGUCCUGUACCUGAUACUACAUCAUCCCCUGCACUUCUGUCAGCUCUUUCUGGCCAGAGAUCUAUUACUGCGGGGACCUCUAAAAUUGAUUCGUCUGUUACAUCCCCUCAGCCUAAUGUGGUUCCACCAUCUUUGAGUGGUGAGUCAAGAAUCAAAAGUUUGUUCCAUGCUAGAGCAGUCAUGGAACCUAAAAAAGCUAAAGGAGAAAUUACAAUUCUAGUGGACACCCACAACAAUCGUGCCACCAUCUUGAUGAUGAGUGACACCAGAGAGAUACUCUACCAUCAUGACAUCAGAGAGUUGAAGAUUGAGCCAUCAUUUGUGGCCACCAAUGUCAUCUGGACAGGAACUAAAGUUGGAUCUCAGGACAGGGAGAAAGUAACCGUCACUUUAGACAGCUCCUCCGUGGCCACACAGUUAAAAGAUGCCAUUCAAAAAGCUGCUGCACUUAUUCAGCCUAAAGUCACUACUCCCCAAGACACAAGAACUGCUCCCAGUAUAUUUGGUGGGUUUGCAACUCCCAGUAGCAGCUUAGUUACCACCACUACCACUGUAGCUGCCACUAGCACCACCUCAAUCACCAGCCUGACAGGAAGCACCACCAAGACAUCUCCCAAACCAACAUUUGGAGGAUUUACCUUUGCAUCUAAUCCUCUGGUCACCCCCACUGCUGAGAAACCUAAAGUAGACGCAAGUAAAAAUACACCUGUGACCAAAGAAGAUGCACCAAAACCAUUUGCUGGGUUUUCUCUGACCCCAUCCUCUACAGCUGCUAAACCAGAGCUGAAAUUCUCUGCAUCUGACAAGUCCCUGUUCAGCAAGUCACCAGGUGCUGUCCCCAAAAGUCCAGGAGCCAAGAGUCCAGGUGCUGGGGAUGAUGACCAUGUGGAGGAGUAUGAACCCAAUGUUGACUUUAAGCCAGUCAUAGCCUUGCCUGAACUGGUGGAGAAAAAAACUGGAGAAGAAAAUGAAACAGAGGUAUUUGUUGAACGAUGCCGACUGUUCAGAUUUGACCCAGAAAGUAAACAGUGGAAAGAAAGAGGCACUGGAGAAAUGAAGAUUUUGAAAAAUAAAGAAAAGGUCAAAUUCAGAAUCAUCAUGAGACGAGACCAGAUCCUGAAGCUUUGUGCCAACCACUACCUCACCUCAGAGAUGCACCUAACCCGCAUGGCCACAUCAGACCGUGCCUGGUGCUACUCAGCCAUGGAUUUCUCCGAGGAAGAAAUGAAGGCAGAGCAGCUGGCUGUCAAGUUCAAGAAUGCAGAGAAGGCCUCAGCUUUCCAGGUUGUGUUUGAAGACUGCUGCAAGCAGCUGAAGGAGGAGAAGGAGAAGAGUACUGCCCCUGGUGCUGUCACAAAAGAGACCAAAACAGCAGCAGCUGACAGCACUUCUGAUAAAACAGAUGGAGCUGGUGCAUCGUUUAACAAAAGCUCUGCCAGCCAGCAAUCAAAAGAGACCAAGUCACUCAGCGACAUGUUCAAGCCCAAAACUGGUAGCUGGGAAUGCAGUGGUUGUUACAUACGCAACAAUGAGGAUGUGGCUAAAUGCCCUGCUUGUGGUACUGUCAAACCAGGAUCAAAACCAGCCAGCACUGCUACAAGUUCAUCGUUGAGUGAAAUGUUUAAGCCCAAGGCUGGGAGCUGGGAAUGUGAUGGUUGUCUGGUGAGAAACAACUCUGAUGUGGUCAAGUGUCCAGCUUGUGGAACUUUGAAGGCUGGCACCAAACCUGAGGAUGUGCCUAAACCUGCAGCGGGUGGAAUCUCUUUUGGUGCUUCUCUCUCUGCUGGACCUGCAGGUACAGGAUUUAAGUUUGGUACACCAGCCUCUAGCACUUCCUCCAUGCCCACAACUGGUGGCUUUACCUUUACAGCACCGACUACAACACCUCCAGCCACAGGUGGAUUCAAGUUUGGUGCUCCUGUCACCUCCACUCCACCAACUACUGGAUUUGGCUUUAAAAACGACUCAACUGCUGAACAGAAACCUGCAGGAUUUCCUGUCAAGACAACACCCAACCCCACAGGGUUUAUUUUUGGUGGACUAACUGCACCUUCUGGUGCAACUGCUACCACCCCAUCAGCUACCACCGCAGCAACAACAUCCACUGGACUUUUUUCCACGACACCAUCAACACCCUCCGGUUCAUCAACUGCAUUAUCUACACCGUCAGCAGGGUUUACCUUUGGGCCCAAACCUACCGGGUUCUCAUUUGCGUCGCCGGCAUCUACAGCCAAAGCUCCCUCCAGCUCAGGCUUGCUAGCCAAACUUCUCACCUCAGAUGAUGUCAAACCUGAAGUGACAUCAGCACCUGGUAGUGCUCCAACAGCUGGAUUCAGCUUUACCAUGCCCUCAAAAAGUAAUACAUCUUUUGGAAGCGUCACCCCUUCCACAUCUUCAACAACACAAGGCUUCCAGUUUUCUUUCUCCAAGUCCCCGGUCAAAUCACAGCAAAUGCCAGUAGUCCCAGGUUCACCUGAGGUGGAUGAACAUGGGAUGUACAUCAACAAAGAGGGAGAUGACUCUCAUAUUCAUUUUGAACCAGUUGUUGCCCUUCCAGAGAAAAUUGAGGUAAAAACUGGAGAAGAGGAUGAAGCCAUUUUGUUUGAGUCUCGAGGGAAGAUGUACAGAUUUGUGUCUGGUGAAUGGAAAGAAAAAGGAGUUGGUGUUGUAAAAAUAUUAGAGCACAAAGACACAAAGAAGACCAGAGUGCUCAUGAGGAGAGAUCAGGUGCUUAAAAUUUGUUGCAACCACAAAAUAGAACCUGCCUUAAGUCUACAGCCCAUGGCAAAAAGUGAUGGCAAGGCCUGGGUUUGGUAUGCACUUGAUUUCUCAGAGGAUGGAGAUGAUGGUAAAAUGGAGCAGCUUGCACUUAGGUUCAGAAAUGCAGAAAUAGCAAAUGAAUUUAAGAAAGUUUUUGAGCAAUGUCGAGACAAUUCCAACACAAAUCAGUCUAGGACCCAAGAGCCUGAUGUAUCCAUCAGGGGAGAUGAAUCACUCCAAGAUGAAGAUGAUGAUGAUGUUAUAAUCAUUCGUGAGGAAAAGCCCACAGCAGAGCAGAUCGCCAUGGCCAGAAAGUUCCUGUUGCCAGAUACAUUUUACUUGUAUGAAAAUAGACCACCAUGUCCUGGGUGUAUAGGCUGUGAAGAUGGGGAACUCCCUAAGUCAGUUGCUCCAGUUUCUGCUGCCAAAACAUCUGUCAACAAAAAAUUUAAAGAUAACCUCACAAGCACAAAGCCCCCAGCACAACAGACAAUAUUUGGAGGGGCAGGCAAUCUGCCUGACUUUGCUAGUCUCACGUCAGACACACCCUCAGAUAAAAAGGAUGGCAAUAGUUUUGUCUUCGGGUCAGGGGCGUCUCUUGACUUCUCCAGUCUGGCAUCAAGCAAUAAAGCAGAAGAAUUUUCAUGGAAAAAAACAGACGCGUCAGCCCCAUUCAAGUUUGCUGGAGCUGGGCAGAAGUUGUUUGGUGUGGGGACCACAGGUAAAGAGGCUGCUGAUGACGGUGAUGAUGGCGGUACUGUGGCACCAAGUGAAGACAUACAUUUUGAGCCUGUUAUACCUCUGCCAGAUUUAGUGGAGGUCAAAACUGGGGAAGAAGAUUGGAAAGUUUUGUUCUGUCAGCGUGCCAAACUUUACAAGUUUGACGAAGGUCUCAAUCAGUGGAAAGAACGUGGCAUUGGAGAUCUAAAAAUCAUGCAACACAAUACUAAAAAUAUGUUCAGAAUCCUCCAGCGCAGAGAACAAGUGUUAAAGGUUGCAUGUAAUCACCUGAUAUCAGUUGACAUGAACCUCAAGCCCUUGUCCACAUCAGAGACUGCCUGGUGCUGGGUAGCCAAUGAUUUCACAGACACAGAGCCGAGCGUUGAGAGGUUUGCUGCCAAGUUUAAAACAAAAGAUAUCGCAAUGGAAUUUAGCAAGAUAUUUACUAGCUGUCAAGAGAAGCUUAGCACUCAGGAAAAUGCAAGCUCAUCAGAAGCUGCUUUAGAAACUGGACGUGCUCAGGACGAGAGAGUUCAGUUGCUGCGCUCUUUGACGCUAGAGGUAGCUGAACAAGAUGCUAUUGUUCCAGCUACAUACAAGGGCAGUAAUGCCCGUUUACUUCUGUGGCAAAGCUUGAGUAGUCUUAGCACUGAGGAGGGUGGCGCGGGGAAACAAAUGGAACAUAGGGAUGUUGUUGAUGCAAUGAGCGCUGGCUUUAGCCAAGUUCAAGGGGAUAAGGGAAACAGGUUCCAUGCUAAAGCUUUAGAUGUAACUGGCCAGGAUUUUGUUGCAUCUUCAUCUUACAUACAAUUGGGCGAGAGAGAAGCCAGUGAAGUUAUGAAAAAUGAUUUGGUGACACCACUAGGGGACAAAGGCAACAGACACCAUACAAAAGCCCUUGAUGUGGUUGGUGAGGAUUUUGUAGCCCCAGCUUCCUACACACCUUUAGGUGGCAGUGAACAUGCCAAAGAUAAAAUGGUGUCUAGCUCCACAACACCACUGGGUGACAAAGGCAACAGACACCAUACAAAAGCCCUUGAUGUGGUUGGCCAGGAUUUUGUAGCCCCAGCUUCCUACACACCUUUAGGUGGCAGUGAAAAAACAGGCAAAGAUAAAAUGGUGUCUACCACCACAACACCACUGGGCGACAAAGGCAACAGACACCAUACAAAAGCCCUUGAUGUGGUUGGCCAGGAUUUUGUAGCCCCAGCUUCCUACACACCUUUAGGUGGCAGUGAAAAAACAGGCAAAGAUAAAAUGGUGUCUAGCUCCAUAACACCACUUGGCGACAAAGGCAACAGACACCAUACAAAAGCCCUUGAUGUGGUUGGCCAGGAUUUUGUUGCCCCAGCUUCCUACACACCUUUAGGUGGCAGUGAACACGCCAAAGAUAAAAUGGUGUCUAGCUCCAUAACACCACUGGGUGACAAAGGCAACAGACACCAUUCAAAAGCCCUUGAUGUGGUUGGUGAGGAUUUUGUUGCCCCAGCAACCUACACACCUUUAGGUGGCAGUGAAAAAACAGGCAAAGAUAAAAUGGUGUCUAGCUCCAUAACACCACUAGGUGACAAAGGCAACAGACACCAUUCAAAAACUCUUGAUGUGGUUGGCCAGGAUUUUGUAGCCCCAGCAACCUACACACCCUUAGGUGGCAGUGAAAAAACAGGCAAAGAUAAAAUGGUGUCUACCACCAUAACACCACUGGGUGAUAAAGGCAACAGACACCAUACAAAAGCCCUUGAUGUGGUUGGCCAGGAUUUUGUAGCCCCAGCAACCUACACACCUUUAGGUGGUAGUGAAAAAACAGGCAAAGAUAAAAUGGUGUCUACCACCAUAACACCACUGGGUGAUAAAGGCAACAGACACCAUUCAAAAGCUCUAGAUGUGGUUGGUCAGGAUUUUGUAGCCCCAGCUUCCUACACACCCUUAGGUGGCAGUGAAUACGCCAAAGAUAAAAUGGUGUCGAGCUCCAUAACACCACUAGGUGACAAAGGCAACAGACACCAUUCAAAAGCCCUUGAUGUGGUUGGCCAGGAUUUUGUAGCUUCAGCAACCUACACACCUUUAGGUGGCAGUGAAAAAACAGGCAAAGAUAAAAUGGUGUCUAGCUCCACAACACCACUAGGUGACAAAGGCAACAGACACCAUUCAAAAGCCCUUGAUGUGGUUGGUCAGGAUUUUGUAGCCCCAGCUUCCUACACACCUUUAGGUGGCAGUGAAAAAAAUAAACCAGAUAAAAUGGUGUCUAGCUCAACAACACCACUAGGUGACAAAGGCAACAGACACCAUUCAAAAGCCCUUGAUGUGGUUGGCCAGGAUUUUGUAGCCCCAGCUUCCUACACACCUUUAGGUGGCAGUGAAAAAACAGGCAAAGAUAAAAUGGUGUCUAGCUCCACAACACCACUAGGUGACAAAGGCAACAGACACCAUUCAAAAGCCCUUGAUGUGGUUGGUCAGGAUUUUGUAGCCCCAGCUUCCUACACACCUUUAGGUGGCAGUGAAAAAAAUAAACCAGAUAAAAUGGUGUCUAGCUCCACAACACCACUGGGUGACAAAGGCAACAGACACCAUACAAAAGCCCUUGAUGUGGUUGGCCAGGAUUUUGUCGCAUCUUCAUCUUAUACCCCACUUGGAGCACAGUCUGGCUCAUCACAGCCAACAAGUUUCGGCCAGCUUCUACCAUCUGUGUAUUACAAUCAAGGGGAUGGAGGAAAUCCUUUCUACACUCAGAUGUUGAACCUGGCUGGUCUAGUUGAAACAAUGACCGCAACAGAAACAACCCCCUUGGGUGAUAAAGGAAAUAUCUAUCACACCAAAUUGUUAGACAAAGCUGAUGUGGGCACAGAGGCAACACUCACAGCCUCUGUUCAGUCAUCUGCUUACGAGGAUGAAGAAGAGGAUGAUGAAGAAGAAGAGGACAGUGAAAACAUUCUGUUUGAAAAGAGAGUUACCUUAAGUUCAUAUGAGAAUGGAACACUGACGAGAAUUGGCCUGGGUAAUGUCCAAGUAAUGUACAAUGAAGACCUCAAUGGCAACAGUAUAGUCUUCAAAACAGAUGAUGGAGCCACAAGAUGCAGUCAUGUUAUCUGUCUAGAGCACACCAUUUCUUUUGAUCCCAAACGUAAUGUCUGUGAAUGGAAGCCCAUUGACUAUUCAACAGAUGAGCCAAUCAGAAAACAUUUCUCAGCUGCAUUUAGUUCUCCACAGGCAGCCGAGGAGUUUGUCAAACUUUUUAAUGCGGGCCAAAAGCUAGCAGUAGAUUCUGAAAUCUCAGAAAAAGUGCCGACAGAUAUUGAUGAUCCAGAAAUUUAUUCUGCUGGAGGAAACUAAAAAAUGAAGGGGAAAUCCUUUCAAGACUAAUUCAAGAAUAGGACAUAACCUUAACUUGUUUUUUUUUUAAAAUCCAAAUUUAAAAGUUGAUCUCAAUUGAUGAAGGAACACUAAAUAUUUGCAAUUUAUUUUACUCAUUUUUAUGGAUGUAAAACAGCUGUUUUACAAGAAUAACUUUUCAAAGAUAAAAUUGUUGAGAUGGCUUGAAAUUGUGUUAGGUUGAUUUCUAUUUUACCUUGAGGCUGUAUAUGAACCAACUAUGCUAUGCAUUAAUUUUUGUCUGUUUAAAUCCAUCCUGUGUUCACUACAGCUUUAGUUCUGAAAAUGUACAUUUUUUUUUCUGUAAAAAUGUCUGACUAAUGUAUUAUUUGAUAUAGAAAUAAAAUCACAGGUCUUAUA